AUGGCUCCUUCCUCGGGAGGCGCUGUGGGUGCUGAGCGGAAAAGGAUGAUGGAUUUGGCGGCCAUGGAGGCCGCGACGUCGAGUACUCAGCUGACCCUACCUGUCAGCUACAGAAAGUUCAGGGGAGUUGCGCCGCGCAACUAUGUUCUCAAAGCUAUGCUUGAGGGUGAGCAUGCUUCUAUCGAAGACUUCCUGGAAAGGCUCAAUGAGGAUGCCAGUGCAGUUGUGGGAUCGGCUGUGCUUGUGGAUGAGCUCUUUCGUGUACGUGAAGCCCUCGUUCUUCUCUGGACCGAGCAGCUGACAAAGCGGUGUGAUGGCGACCCCCCUUGGGUGGAGCGCCUCCAGGCGAUGGGACAUUUCCCAAGCACUACCCUGUGGUUUGCUGACGGGGACUUUGGCCUUGCUCCGGCGGAGGCCUAUCGCGAUGCAAGUGUCCAGCAGCAGCGGGGCAGCCGGGAGCAAGUGGCAGCAGCGCUGCCGCCUUCUGGUGGGCGACCUGGUGCUGGUGCGGACGCUGAGCUGGUGACGCAGCCGGCUGCUGGCGAGAUUGAGGAGGAUGCGGAGCUGGCUGGGCCUCCCGAAGUGGAGGCGACCAACCAUGGCGACGCUGCUCUUCCUUGGCAGCCGGACAAAGAGCCACCUAGCCCGGCCUCUCCCUGCCUCCUUGGUGUGGACUUCCUCGGGGGCCCCCUGGGCGCCACGGCCCAAGGUGGCAGUGCGAUCGAGCAGAGCUGUGGCACGGAUUUUCUUGGCGGCCCCAUCUGGACGGUGCCGCAAGCGCAUGCAUAUCCUAGUGCCAGUGUGGAUCAUGUGCAGCCUGUGCAGCAAUCCCUUCCGUGCCUCCCGGUGUGUGUGCAAUUUGGGCUUCCUGCUCUCCAGCGCUGCUUUGCAUUCCUGCAAGGUGUCCGUGUGGGUGAGGCAAAGCACCCGGGCCGCCGGGCCCCUGCAGGCGAGCCGAUGCUUUGUGUGUGCCACGACUGGAAGAGGGGAUGCCGCCUGGGUGAGGCCUCUCACCCUGGGCCUGGUUUCAACCUUGACCUUGGCAACCUUGGGGAUAGCCUUGGCGAUAGCAUCAUGAAGUCGAUCAAGGAGCAGAUCCAGAAGGCAGUUGACGAGGCAGUAAAGCAGGCCCUGGCGUCGCUCAAUCUCGGCCGGGGCUUGGCUGCUGCCCGGCCGUCCGGCGAUCCAGACGUGCAGCUCGAGCCAAAGGGCAGGCGCAAGAGGAAACGUAAGGCCAAGCAGGCCACGAGCCACCCAGGUGGCAACCCCGACGUUUCGGGCGGCGAGUGUGCAGGUGGCCGCCAGAGCGCAGCCAAAGGCAAGGGCAAGCCUGAAGACAAGUCUGGCCCAGCCAAGGUGGCCCAGCGCGGUGGCCCAGGCGACUCAGGUCAACGCCGGGGCAAGGGCAAGGGCGGCUGUGGUGAGGCAGGCGGGCAGGAAGCCGGUGAUGGCUGGCAGAUCGUCCGGCGCAAGGCUCCGGAAGGCGCCUUCAAGCUUCGAAAAUCUGAUUGGGACGCUCCGGUCGUCGAGUACGCUGCCCUAGCUGAGUUCAUUGACAAGGCUGAUGCCAGCAAGGUCCUCGAACUGGUAGUCUUUGUUUCGGCCGACCAGGUCACGCUUGCUACGAACAUUCUGCGGGGGAGCGGGCUGAGCUUCAAGGCCCUGCUUGUUUUCCUAUCCAAGGAUGAGGAGGCCCAGCGCAUCCCGGGCACCAUUGGGGAUCGCCUGGUCUUCAGGACUGCUAAGGUCCAGAAGCUCACGUCUGCAGGUGCCAGUGGCCAUGCUCCGCAGCCCACCGGCCUGAGCCAAACGUCCAUCAAGAUCAAACCCACUGAAAGUGCAGUCGUCUACUUUAAGGUGCCAAAGCAGUUCGCCUCAGCCGACACUUGGAAGGCUUUCGGGGGCAACGCCUCCAAGGCCGCUGUAGACUGGGUCGCGGCCCAAAGGAUCAAGGUGCUCGACACUUUUGCCUGGGUCCUGGAAAAGCAGCGCAACGACACUCAUGAGCAGUACUUUGGCAUUGUUCGCAUUCCGAAGGCAGACAUUGAGGGCAUCCUAGCCCACUCUGGCAAGGACGGUGUCUUCGUGGAUGCCGCUCGCACCUCAGGGCCCCGGGCGAAGCUCCAAUGGAUCGAGAAGCUCCCCGGCGAGAAGGUGGACGCCUACUUUGAACGUGCCCUGCGCCAGGCUUCCAGCCUGGGUUUGGUCGUCAAUGGGGGGCGAUUGGCGUGGCGAAGUGCCAUGGCAGCUGGAGAAGCAACGGUGCGCAUCUGGCACAUCGAUGGUGUGCCCCACGAGUGGGAUGCGGAUGCCGUCGGCCAGCUCUUGGCCACACGCUUCACUGAGUACACCAUCCUGUCGCAUCGGCGCACUCGCCUCGGGUCCUGCUUUCGCUUCCGCGGGCAACCUGGAACCGCAGACACGGACCUGGUGCCGUUCGUCGUCGAGCAUCAGGAGAAGCCCUUGUCCUUGUGGGCAACGCUGGCACCUUUCCGUGUCGUCUCCAAGAAGCAGAAGCCUCUCGCCUCGAAGGCCGUCCCGGUCGUUGCUCUCGAGCAGCCUGUCGUUGCCACCAUUGUCAAACCUCCCACGGGGGAGCUGGCUACGGGCGAGGACGGCAAGGAAGUGCCCCAGCAGAAACGUGUCAAGCAGGAGGUGCGCACCAAGCCAGGUGACCUCCAGCUUAAGGCAUGCCCUCGUGACGGAGCCUGCGUGCUGCACGCAAUAAGCCUCGGCCUUCAAUGGCUUGGUGACUCUCGGCCCAAUCACCCGCGCAUGCUCCGUGCGCAAAUGGUCGAACACAUGCGCCGGCAUGUCACCCAGUACGAGAAGGAAUGGGACGGCAAAGGGCCGGACAGUGAGCCGGUCAAGGACCGGGACUUUUCGGCCUACCUCACUCUUAUGGAGAAGGAGGGGGCAUACUGCUCGGAUGUCGAGCUGAGGGCCCUGGGCCGUGUGCUGGACAUCAAAAUCGUCGUGCUGCCGGCGGGCCUCAACUUUUCUCCUUACGCUUUUCAUAGCAAAGCUGCCAAGAUGCUGGUGUUGUGGUACGAGGAUAACCACGUAGAUCUCAUGCUCCCGCCUGAGGGUCACAAGAAGUAUCCCAGUGAGUAUGCCCAGAUCACAGCUGGACCCGUCUUUGGGCUGCGUGCAGGUGGCCGUGGGCCCCCAUCGGUCUUCACUGCCUCCUCUGCUGCCUGUGUUCGAUCCCAGCCUUCCUCUCAGUGGACCUCGGUCAUGGACGGCGAAGGGGCAAAAUCCCAGGCUCGCCCGGCAUCCGUCUGGACCACCUCGAUCCCGGCGAGCGCCUCGGGGAGUGCUGCGGGGCGGCCCUCGAUCGAAGCCCAGCCCUCUUUGCAAGGUAGGCGGCCCAGGUCACAGGUUUCACAGGCAAGGUCUUCAGGCAGCCGGGUGCCGUCGCAGGCAAAGGUGCAGGCCCUUUCCCGGCCGGGCCCACUCAGUGCCAGGUGCAAGGCAAAGGCAUUGCAUGGUUCCCAGACCAAGCCCAGGGGCGAGCCACAGGCGAGGUCAUCACAGGCCACGGCCCAGGCAAGGCCCUCAGGCACCAAGCGCAAGGCGGUAGAGCUGUGCACUUCGUCCGUCUUCACCUGCACCUCUACUGGCACUAUCGAGGCCUUCGAUGAAUCCGAGUUUGAGCGAGCUCGUGUGCCCCCGAAGCGCUGUCCCUGGCUGGCCCAUGCCACGGCACCGGCUGACCUCACCUUUCGGUGCAACUUGUGCCCCUACAAGCGCAAGGCCACGAGCAACCACCAGUACUACCACAUCCGCCACAACCACUACCAGCGUGCCCAUGAGGGGCAGGGCCUGCAGCCGGACAUCGGGCGACCCAAGCUUACGCGGGUCUGCGGCCCAAGGGCUCAGUUCAUCUGGUGUUGCCCUUUCUGCAACAAGGGCAUUACGCACGAGACUCGGAAGGACCUUUCUCGAUUCUCCUACUAUGCCCUGCGCAACCAGCAUCGUGCACAGGCCCACCCCGAGGUCUCCAAGGCUGAGUGGCAGCGUCUUGCGGCACUCCCGCAAACCGGGCCCAAGGAUCGCCAGGUGCAUGCCAAAGGGUGCCGCCAGCGCAACCUCACCAAGGCCGUGUUCGCUCAAGUCAGGACCCCUCGCUUUGGGGACCAGAUGCAGCUCUUUGUGUGGCCUCGAGCCAGGUGUGAGAAACGCAGCACCCGGGUCAAGCAUGUCCUCCUUGAGCAUGGUUGGAAGUGCCUCCGGUGCGGUGAGUGCACCAGGGACCUGGCUGCCGCCAAGCAGCAUAGCGAGGGUGCUCCGUGCUGCCGCGGCUGCCAAGCUUGCCAUCUCCAUGCGAAUCCCCUCCUCGCCGUGUUCAUCAAGCUUUUGAGCAUCAAUGCGAACCGAACGGCCAUCUCCAAAGUGAACCUGUGUGCCGACUUCCUCCAGUCGUGUGGGGCUGAGCUCUUGUCUCUUCAGGAGGCUGACAUCAACCCUUUGUCGGCCCAGGGUUUUGGUGAGCGCUGGCGUGCCCAUGGCUAUCGGGCUGUUCUCAGCGACAUUGAUGCUGCCAAGGGUGUGCAUAGGGUGGCACUGGUCGCUUCCCUCCCCAUGCAUCGUGUGAACCUUAAGCUUCCUCCGCAUGUGGCUGCGCGCUGUGCUGCAGGUGCUUUUGAGAUGCAGGCUGCUGGCAGCAAGUGCAUCACCCUUGUGGUAGCCUUCUACGGCUUCCCUGGUCAGCCAGCCGCCACAGCCCAGGCCUUAGGUGAGGUUAGGCGUGCAACUGCGACCUUCGGCGGCCCCUACAUCUUGCUCGGCGAUUUCAAUGUUGACCAGUCUGAGCAAGCUGUAGUGCAGCUGUUGUGCGAUGGCGAGCUCCGGUCUCUGGAUGAGGCGGACUGGACCCAAGCCGGCCCAACAAAUCCCACGCGCACCCGGCGCAUUGAUUUUGGCCUGGCCCAUUGGUCAAUCAUUGCGACGGCUGUCAAGCAGUUCGAGCGCCCGGACCUUUCGGACCACGGGUGCGUCUUCUACGAAACGCGGUGCCUGAGCCGUGCCGACAGCUUCUCCAUGCCUAAGUUUCGUGAGCUCCCUGCCACGGCCACUGAAGACAUCCUGUCUAACUUUGGUAGGGUCUGGGAUGCCGCACACUUUGAGAGUUCUAUUGCAGGUGGGGCUCUUGAUGAAGCCUGGGCUUUCUUGUCAGACGUGGCCGAGCGCACGCUGGGUGCCACUUCGCUCUUCGAUGCCUCCGGUGCCCGCAGGAGCGACCACUGGCUCCCUUGUGCCCGCCCCGAGUCUCACCAUCGUGUCGGCCCCCAGGGUCAUGAGUCCCAGUCCCUCCGUUCAUCUCGCAAGUUGCUUGGGCAAUUGCACCAACUGCGGCAACAGCCCCACUGUCAGAAGCUGUGGCGUGCGGUGGGCCGCCGGGCUGGGCUCCUGCGUGCCACUUUCCCCGACCUCCCUGUGAUACAUGCUGCCAACCUUGCAGGUGCCACCCAGGUGAUCUCUCAUUUGCAUGCCGAGCUUCAGCAGCAGGAGACGGAGGCCAGAGUGCACAGGUGGCGUCGCCGUGUUGAGGAGGAUCCCUCUCGUGCCCUCGCCUGGGUCAAGCGCAAAGCUGACCAUCAGUUGGCCAUGGAGCAAUCUCCUCAGGCACCUGCUGGUGUCCCUUCCUCUGUUCACCCUGCCUCUAUUGUCGAGGAGCAUGGUAAAGUGUGGCUGCAGCACUGGAAGCCGGAGUCCCCUGUCAACUUCGAUGCCGUGCAGCGCAUCCUUGACCGUGUCCCGGGCGGGCCGCAAUCGGACAUUGUGCUCCAGGUCGAGGCUGAGGCUCUGAUACGGGCCACCAAGGCAAUGCGGGGGAAAGCGAUGGGCCCUGACCGAUGGCCAGCGGAGCUUCUGCUCCGCCUCCCAGUGCAGUGGUGGGAAGCGGCGGCCACUCUGUGGAAUGCGGUGCUCUCCACGAAGUACGUCCCUCGACUCUGGCGCCGGGCACUGAUUGCCCUGGUGCCGAAGCGCCUGGAUGAAUACCGACCGAUCGCCUUGUGCCCUGUCAUCUGGCGAGCGGGUGCCCACUGCAUCUCUCGCAAUGUGCUGCCGUGGAUGGACAUAUGGCUGGGCCACCACACCUUGGGCGGUGCACCAUGUCGAGGCCCGGGCGACGCUCAUGCCCGGCUUUUUCAUGCGUGGCAGAGCGGCGGCAAAGUCUUUUGCCAGCAGGACCUCACGCGGUUCUUCGACUCUCUUGAUGUCAAGGCGGUGGGUAUGGUGCUCCGGCACCUUGGUGCUCCUGCUGGCCUCGCUGAGCUCUUAGCCUCCUUCUACCAGGAUGCCUCGAGGCUUUUUCUGCACGAGGGCCGGUCCAGCAGUGCAUGGGGCAGCCCGGCGCGGGGCCUGGCGCAGGGAUGCCCACUCUCUCCAAUGGCCGCGGUUGCGGUCGGCCAUAUCUGGGCCAUGUGGGUCCAGUCCUUUGCCAAGGGACGCACCGACUGCCUCAUCUUUAUAGACGACCGGGUGUUGUGGCCUUCCUGCACGUGUGCGGACCCUCUUGGGGCAAUGGAUGUGGCAUUGAGGGCUUCUGACUCCUUCGACCAAGCCUUCGGUUUCCAGUGCCGUGCCAGCAAGUGUGCUGUAGUGUGUCCACCCGAUGUCGGGACUUUCGAUCAGUGGGCCAGUGCCAGGAGCUACCCACGCGUGACUACUUUAAAGGUGCUGGGCAUCACCCUCGACGUGCAGGAGGGUGCCCUGGGGCUCCUUAAGUUCAGCCCGCGCCUACUCUUGCAUCGCCUUCGCUUCCUCAAGCUCCUGGGAGGGGAGGUGCCCCAGCUCCGUCGCAUCGUGCUGCAGCUGGUCCACUCGGCCAUGUUUUGGGCUGGUGGUGCCGCCUGCCCGGACCGCGACUGCUUGCGCGACGUCUGGCACUCCACUUGUGCUGUCCUGCAAAAGCACGCCACCUUCGAGUCUCCUAAAGUCUUGCUGUGUGCCUCUUUUGGCUGGAUGUUGGACCCUGAAUGGGCGGCGGACUGGGCAUCCCUGCGGGCUGCCUGGCGUUUCAAGGCUCGGCCCCCGGCAUGGCUCGACACGGCUGGGCUCGAUGUUGCUUGUGGUGACUGGCGUCGCUUCCUCCCUGGUGCGGCGGCGGUUGUGCAGAGGUUAGGCUGGCAGGUCCAUGGCAACGGCGCCACCCUGGCGCGCCUCGACGAUUCCGGUACCCUCCGUCAGUGCCACCUUGGCUGGGAAUCCUUUGAUGUGGUCAAGCGCUGGCUUGUGGACCACUACAAGUGGCAGGGCGUGCAUUCGUGUGGGCGGAUCCGCAAUCGUGGCCACCGCGAUGAUGCAACGUUGGCCCGUGGUCUCAGCCUGGGGGCCCCACUCCGCAGUGCCCGGUUUGCACUUGAAGGCCACCGACUCGCAGUUGCGGCUGAGCCUACACGUGAAGUUCGCCUUGCAGCACUGGGCUCGGGCGGCUCCAUCUGGUACCACUGCAAACGGCUGGAGAUGAGCUCACCCGACACCACGGCGUGUGUGUGUGGCCUCUUGCAGCCCAGCCGAGCGCAUCUCACCUGGUGUUGCUCCUCAACGACGGGAGUGCGGCAAGGUCUCGCACCUCCUACCACCCGUGCUGGUGAACGGCUCUUUGCGGCCGAAAUCACUGAGUACCCUGCAGCUCCUGCAGCUUCGGACUUUGAAAACACCCUUCAGAGCAUUGUGGCGCAUCUUCGCAACUUCGCUACUGUGGGCGAGCGUCUGCUCAUCGCGACCGAUGGCAGUGCUAAGUUUGAUGUCGGCGGCUGUGCCGUGAUCUUCGGAAGCGGCGAUGGCACCUUCGUCUUCGGUGAUGCCUGUGAGGACCAGUCGGCUUUCCGAUGUGAGCUCCUCACUUUGACGACCCUCUUCGAGGCGAUCUCUCGUGCGCAGUUGGCCCCAGGCUGUCAGGUUGGCAUCCUGGUGGAUUGCAGCUCUGCUCUUCAGGCUGUGGCUCAACCUGAGGCGUGCUCCAUGCCUCUUUUGGCUCACAAGGCUGCGAGGCUACUCCGUGAUGUGCGUACCGGUGGCUUGGACCUGAAGCUUUCGUGGACUCCUGCACAUGGUCGGCGGCCCAACUGGACUGCUCCCUGGGGCCUAACGGCCGACCGCUGCAGGGACCUCAACGACCGGGCCGAUGCGGCUGCCAACAGCAUUCGCGAGCACCGGGCUCGUGGAUCGGGCAGGGUGAGCUGGCAUGCAGAGCUUCAUCGUGCAGCGCUUUGGGAGCGGGGGGCCAUCUUGGCUUCUGCUGGUGCCUCCAAUGUCUUGGCGCAGCACCUUCGUGCGAGGCGGCCGGCUCGUAUCAUUCAAGAUGAUCCGUGCGCUGUGGGUGCUGAGCGGAAAAGGAUGAUGGAUUUGGCGGCCAUGGAGGCCGCGACGUCGAGUACUCAGCUGACCCUACCUGUCAGCUACAGAAAGUUCAGGGGAGUUGCACCGCGCAACUAUGUUCUCAAAGCUAUGCUUGAGGGUGAGCAUGCUUCUAUCGAAGACUUCCUGGAAAGGCUCAAUGAGGAUGCCAGUGCAGUUGUGGGAUCGGCUGUGCUUGUGGAUGAGCUCUUUCGUGUACGUGAAGCCCUCGUUCUUCUCUGGACCGAGCAGCUGACAAAGCGGUGUGAUGGCGACCCCCCUUGGGUGGAGCGCCUCCAGGCGAUGGGACAUUUCCCAAGCACUACCCUGUGGUUUGCUGACGGGGACUUUGGCCUUGCUCCGGCGGAGGCCUAUCGCCAGCGGGGCAGCCGGGAGCAAGUGGCAGCAGCGCUGCCGCCUUCUGGUGGGCGACCUGGUGCUGGUGCGGACGCUGAGCUGGUGACGCAGCCGGCUGCUGGCGAGAUUGAGGAGGAUGCGGAGCUGGCUGGGCCUCCCGAAGUGGAGGCGACCAACCAUGGCGACGCUGCUCUUCCUUGGCAGCCGGACAAAGAGCCACCUAGCCCGGCCUCUCCCUGCCUCCUUGGUAACAUGUUUUCCCAGACCGGCCCGUUCGGGGCCCCCUCCGAGAGUGUGGACUUCCUCGGGGGCCCCCUGGGCGCCACGGCCCAAGGUGGCAGUGUGAUUGAGCAGAGCUGUGGCACGGAUUUUCUUGGCGGCCCCAUCUGGACGGUGCCGCAAGCGCAUGCAUAUCCUAGUGCCAGUGUGGAUCAUGUGCAGCCUGUGCAGAAAUCCCUUCCGCCCACCAGCAGUGAUUACCUGGAACUGGUGCUGGAUGCCAUCCCCCUUUUUUUUUUGGGUUCUAGGUCCUCCGCGACGCCAGCAGCCGGCCCCGGCCGCCGGGCCCCUGCAGGCGAGCCGAUGCUUUGUGUGUGCCACGACUGGAAGAGGGGAUGCCGCCUGGGUGAGGCCUCUCACCCUGGGCCUGGUUUCAACCUUGACCUUGGCAACCUUGGGGAUAGCCUUGGCGAUAGCAUCAUGAAGUCGAUCAAGGAGCAGAUCCAGAAGGCAGUUGACGAGGCAGUAAAGCAGGCCCUGGCGUCGCUCAAUCUCGGCCGGGGCUUGGCUGCUGCCCGGCCGUCCGGCGAUCCAGACGUGCAGCUCGAGCCAAAGGGUGGCCGCCAGAGCGCAGCCAAAGGCAAGGGCAAGCCUGAAGACAAGUCUGGCCCAGCCAAGGUGGCCCAGCGCGGUGGCCCAGGCGACUCAGGUCAACGCCGGGGCAAGGGCAAGGGCGGCGGUGGUGAGGCAGGCGGGCAGGAAGCCGGUGAUGGCUGGCAGAUCGUCCGGCGCAAGGCUCCGGAAGGCGCCUUCAAGCUUCGAAAAUCUGAUUGGGACGCUCCGGUCGUCGAGUACGCUGCCCUAGCUGAGUUCAUUGACAAGGCUGAUGCCAGCAAGGUCCUCGAACUUGUAGUCUUUGUUUCGGCCGACCAGGUCACGCUUGCUACGAACAUUCUGCGGGGGAGCGGGCUGAGCUUCAAGGCCCUGCUUGUUUUCCUAUCCAAGGAUGAGGAGGCCCAGCGCAUUCCGGGCACCAUUGGGGAUCGCCUGGUCUUCAGGACUGCUAAGGUCCAGAAGCUCACGUCUGCAGGUGCCAGUGGCCAUGCUCCGCAGCCCACCGGCCUGAGCCAAACGUCCAUCAAGAUCAAACCCACUGAAAGUGCAGUCGUCUACUUUAAGGUGCCAAAGCAGUUCGCCUCAGCCGACACUUGGAAGGCUUUCGGGGGCAACGCCUCCAAGGCCGCUGUAGACUGGGUCGCGGCCCAAAGGAUCAAGGUGCUCGACACUUUUGCCUGGGUCCUGGAAAAGCAGCGCAACGACACUCAUGAGCAGUACUUUGGCAUUGUUCGCAUUCCGAAGGCAGACAUCGAGGGCAUCCUGGCCCACUCUGCCCUGAGUCUGCUGUUUACCUAA
Molecule: messenger RNA, 10338 nt
Organism: Symbiodinium sp. CCMP2592
Lineage: Eukaryota; Dinophyceae; Suessiales; Symbiodiniaceae
Source: the annotation of a GenBank genome assembly